AUGCUCUCCCGAUCAACAAGAGCUGCCCUCCUCCGCCUGCACCGCAGCGCAGCUCCAACCACUCCUUCAAGAUCAUGCAUUGUCGCCCACCAACUUCAAAACAAACAAACAGUCUACCCCCUCCAGCGCCGUACCUUCCUCUCAACCCCCACUAUCCGCAAGGGCAUCACGCCCGGAUCCCCAGACCCGACAGCUCCAAACCCACAGUCCAACAAUGCCGCCGUCGCAGCUGGUGCUACGCAUGUAACCGAGGCGACCCCGUUAUCAGACAAGGAUUACCAUGAGGUAUCGGAGCAUUAUCUGAAUGUACUGCUGGGUGAAGUGGAACGGGUUCAGGAGGAUGGUUCGGAGAUUGAAGCUGAGUACAGUGCCGGCGUCCUCAACAUUGUAGUCCCCAGUGUUGGCACAUAUGUCCUCAACAAACAACCUCCAAACCACCAAAUCUGGCUCAGUUCGCCCAUCUCGGGGCCCAAACGCUACGACUGGGUUAUCCAAGGGGAUCAAAUGCACGAAAAGCAGGAUACGAGAGGGUUUAUUAAUGGUCAAUGGAUCUACUUGCGUAAUGGAUCGAAUUUGACGGAUUUGUUGAAUGAUGAGUUGACGUUGAAUUUGCCAGAGGAUAUUUACUCCGCGGUUGAUGAGUGA
This is a messenger RNA of Talaromyces marneffei, 645 nucleotides long. RefSeq lists its product as uncharacterized. Gene Ontology annotation, biological process: iron incorporation into metallo-sulfur cluster; intracellular iron ion homeostasis. Gene Ontology annotation, cellular component: mitochondrion. Gene Ontology annotation, molecular function: ferrous iron binding; ferroxidase activity; 2 iron, 2 sulfur cluster binding. NCBI's taxonomy places the organism in Eukaryota, Fungi, Ascomycota, Eurotiomycetes, Eurotiales, Trichocomaceae. The record is from RefSeq and is a predicted model, not a curated record. The coding region runs from base 1 to 645 and encodes 214 amino acids. The transcript is spliced from 2 exons.